GCCAUUUCUGGGAUCCUUUUAGAGAUGAACACUUGGGCAGAGAGAGAGUUUCUGUGUAAAGACAAGCACGUCUCAUGGCCUGGGUUUUCCCCAAGGCCUUUUCACAGACUGGCAACUGCAAGACCACCCUGCACAGACACCAAGAUUAAGGUUCAUCAGAAACUGCGCUCCUCCUGGAAAGAUGCCAGCCACUGGCACCUCUGGGGAUACCACACUUGGCUGGAUAUAGGGAGGCUGCCACCACUGUUUCCCACGAGGCCAGAUGUACCAUAUGACAGCCACGUGUGGCGCUGGAUUACAGCUCCGAGCACUUAUUGGAUGCCCCAUACCCUGGUCCCUCCCCCCUCACAGAUGAAUGAGAACACCUACCUCAAGCUCAUCAAUGAAGGGGGGGUGUUUAUGGACCAAAGACAGAAAGAAAGGGCAGUGGCUCAAAUGCAGAAAGAGUUCUUAAAGUUUGAGCAACAGAAGAUGAGGACUGAGUGUCGAGCCCCCUCACUAGACUACAUGGGGAAGACCUCUCCUCCCAAGGACAUCAAAUGGUACAGACACAUUACGUCAGGAACAGGCCUGCGAUCACAUUGGGUCCCACUGCAGCCAGUCAGACCUGCACCUAAAGACUCCUGGGACUGGCCUUGCCCUGAUCUCCAGCCCCAUUACCAGGACACAGCACUGAGAUUUGCCUUGAGAAAUAGUAGCCCCAUCUAUCAAGAGCUGGUGGAGAAAUACCAGCAGCUAGUCCUACCUGGGAACAAACUAGGGACUCUAGUGCUCCCAGCAAGAACUCAGCAUGAACAAAGGGCUAACACUCUGGUGUAAUGGACUCUUGGGUGCUCUAUGCAGGGGACCCAACCAUAUGGGAUCCAACUAGCCCUCACAUCACUGGACAGCAAACCGCACUCAAAAAUGCUAAGACAGCUCAGGAGAUGCAGCAGAAUCUUCCAGCAGUUAGUGCUCCCAGCACAGUAAGGCACCUGUUUCCUAUCCAAGAUGAUCAUGCUGGAAUUUUCUCUGUAAAAAUACUAAUUCAACAAUUCAACACCUUUGCUUCAAAA
Gavialis gangeticus (Gharial) is the source of this 1055-nucleotide messenger RNA. RefSeq lists its product as uncharacterized. The record is from RefSeq and is a predicted model, not a curated record. The coding region runs from base 25 to 819 and encodes 264 amino acids. Lineage: Eukaryota; Metazoa; Chordata; Crocodylia; Gavialidae. The transcript has 2 exons.